This is a messenger RNA of Petromyzon marinus (sea lamprey), 5146 nucleotides long. RefSeq names its product patatin-like phospholipase domain-containing protein 2. Gene Ontology annotation, molecular function: triacylglycerol lipase activity. Gene Ontology annotation, biological process: positive regulation of triglyceride catabolic process; triglyceride catabolic process; lipid homeostasis. Gene Ontology annotation, cellular component: membrane; lipid droplet; cytoplasm. The record is from RefSeq and is a predicted model, not a curated record. Lineage: Eukaryota; Metazoa; Chordata; Hyperoartia; Petromyzontiformes; Petromyzontidae.
UCGGUUGGAAUUCAGAGAAGAGUGGAGAGGCGUCGCUGUUCAUUUGUCUCGCCGGUGGCUUUGUGGCGCUUUAAACAAUCCAACACUUGCCGUUCUCACGUCGCGCAUACCGUCAAAUCUAACACCAUGUUCCCGCUAGACUCUAGCUGGAACCUGUCGUUCGCCGGCUGCGGCUUCCUGGGGAUCUACCACAUGGGUGUGGCGAGCUGCCUCACCGAGAACGCGCCAGCCUUGAUCAGCGACGCCACCGCCGUCUACGGCUCCUCGGCUGGGGCGCUCGCCGCGGCCUCCAUCGUGUGCGGCGUCUGCCUGGGCAAGUGCUGCGCCGACUACAUCGAGAUCGCCAAGGAGGCGCGCAAGCAGCGACUGGGCCCGCUGCACCCGUCCUUCAAUUUGGUUAAGAGCUUGCGCCAGUCACUGGUGCGCAACCUCCCAGAGGAUGCCCACAUUCGCGCCACGGGGCGACUGUGCGUGUCGCUGACACGCGUCUCCGACGGGGAGAACGUCCUCGUGUCGCAGUUCCACUCCAAGGACGAUGUCAUACAGGCUCUCAUCUGCAGCGCGUUUGUGCCCGUCUACUGUGGUUUAAUCCCCCCGACUUUCCAAGGCGUGCGUUACGUGGACGGCGGCAUCUCGGAUAACCUUCCGACUUACGAGCUCAAGAACACCAUAACCGUGUCGCCUUUCUCUGGCGAGAGCGACAUCUGUCCACGUGACCCCUCGUCCAGCUUUCAUGAGCUGCGCGUCACCAACACCAGCAUCCAGUUCAACCUGGGAAACCUGUACCGCCUGUCGCGAGCACUCUUCCCACCCGAGCCUAAGAUCCUCAUAGAAAUGUGCAAGGAGGGCUACAGAGAUGCACUAAAGUUCCUGAAAGAAAAUCAUCUGCUGAUGAAAGCCCCUUAUCCCUCUGCUGGCCUUGGAGAGGGCAGCGAGGUCGACGGUCUCCAGGAAGAAUAUGACGAUGAGGACGACGAAGAUGACGAAGAUGACGAGGACGACGAGGAAGACGAGGACGACGAGGAGGAGGACGUAGAGGUGAAGGUGAACCCGGCGGAGGAGCGGCGCCGUAUGGCAGUGGAGCGCUACGCGCAGUCGUGCCGCGUGCUGGAGGACCGCAUCUGGGAGAGUCUGCCGCCCAAGAUCCACAAGGCCCUGCUGGAAGCCUGUGCGGAGAAGGGCGGGCUUCUCGCCUCGCUGUCCAACCUGCUCCCUGUGCGCCUCGCCUCCCUCAUGAUGAUGCCCUACAUCCUGCCACUCGAGUCCGCCAUCUCUUUCGCUGUCAGGCUGCUGGAGUGGCUUCCGGAUGUGCCCGAGGACUUCCGCUGGAUGCGAGAACAGACACAGCGCUUGGCGCAGUACCUCCUCUCCCGUGCCUCCAACCACUUCAGCAAUCACAUCUCUGCCAGAUUCAGCUGUUACGUGGAGCUGCGCAAAUGCUUCACCCUGCCCGACUCCUUCUACCACGACAUGCCGCUCUUCGAGUCUGAGAUCUAUCCACCGGAGAUGACAUCCGGUGGGGAUGGCUCCAGCUUUAACGGCGGCGGCGGUGGCCACCGCAUGUCUCUGCGCCGGCUCUCCACGGAGCCGUCCUUCAAUCACUGGUACGAGGAGAGCGCCAAUUUCGGUUUCAGCAUGAAUAUCCACGCCGGGAUCUUCCGCCAGGAUAGCGUCGCCAGCGGUUGCGGGAGCUGCUGCUGUGGCGGCGAAAGUAGGCGCGGCAGCUCUGCCAACUUGGUGACCGUGACGCGCUCGGCCUCGGCAGCAUCGCUGCUCACCUUGACGACGGCGGCUGAACUACGCUCGGAGCGGCUGGCCGGCAAGCAGCCGGGCCGCUUGGCGGGAAGUCGCCACGGCAAGUGGCUCCGUCGCCGCCGGUCCCUGGACGAGUCUGCGAGCGUGGGGGCGCUGGCGUUCCUGACUGAGCAAGAGGAGGACCCCGGAUUGGCCACCGCACGUGGCCAGUUUUACCUGGAAGGGGCGGUGGAGAGUGACAUAGAUGGAUUUUCCGAGGACGAGAUCGACUACGGUGCAAUUAACUUCUAGAAAAUGUCUGGGACCAAGUUGGAGAGGAGUCGUCGAUUAAAGCAAAUGCUCAGAAAUAGGUGUCGGGCUUUAACACGAGCGCGUUAGCACGUUAAGUGAUAACGCGUUACUGUAAACUGACGUGGUGAUUAGAAUGUUGGACUUAAAGUUUUGGGGUGGGGAUUUUUUUUUUAUGUUUUACGGACGAUGGUUGGCGAGUUUGUGUCUCGUCGGCUGUGCGGAGGAUAAUGUGCGAUGUUGGAUUUUUUUCAAAAAUAAGAUAUGGGGCAGAGCCACGAGUCGAGUAAAUGAGUAUUUCCUCAUAAGCAUCACCUGAUGUGCAUUGACAAAGUACGUGUCUGCACUUAACAAAGUUUAUGCUGUAUAAGCGAAGUGUAUUCACAAUUGUUAAAAUUUCAAUGUGGAAAAAACUAUUUAGUUUUAAGAAAAGCUACCUAUUUUCUUAUUAGUUCAUCUUUAUUGGCUGUGAUUUUAUGGUUUGGAAGACACUGACUGGUGGGCAAACAAUUAUACAUCAUACACAUUGUCCUUUUAAGUUUACCCUUAAUAUAACUGGGCUGUAGACUAUGGUCAUGGUGCACUACUGGGUGAGUGCAGAUUACGAGCAUGAAUAACCCAUGCAGCCAUGUGCUUGUCCCUCGACCGUAUAGUCGAGGUACAAUAACUUUUUUUGUUGAAUUACUCGGUAACUUGUAUCCAACCUGAUGUUUAUACAACCUAGAUAUUUUAAUUUAAAAUAUGAUAUCACUCUGUUAAUGCGUAUUAAGUGCUGUAGUUGUCGUAGUUUUGCCCUUGCGGAUUGCUUCCAGUGUUUUGUGUUUUUGUCAUGCCUAACAAUGCAAGUCAAUGGGGAGAACGUUUAUGACAUGUUUAUCAAUGCAAAUACACGUGAUGGCACUCGUGUGCUUUGGGCACAGCUGUGCAGUGCAUACUCAAGUUUGUAUAAUAAUUCGACUAAUUACCAUGCUGCAAAUUAUGUAUGGAAUUCCCAGACAAGCGUUUACACACAAUGUAUUAUGCCAAAGGGGUGUUUUGCGUGUGUGGCAUGCAAAGGUAUGCACGUGAUAAUCACAUUUGGUGGCUUUUUUCUGCGCACAAUUUAUGACAUUUUAAAACGAGGACCGUCUCGUGUGGUGUUUGGACAUGUUUGGUUGGUUAGCAGCCCCUUUGAGUUUUCAGAGUAAACAGUCGGCUCUGCUAUGGGAAGGACUCGAGGUUAUAGCGCAAGUUUUAAUGGCAACCUUGCAAGGUGUUUUCACGUAAAAGUCAAAGCUUUGUGUUUGGAAGUUGAAUUGAACGUGUUGUAAAAUUAAGUAAAUUUUCAUCAUUAUAAGGGAGGGUAAAUCACUGAAGAUGUACACUGCCAAGCAUGCACUCAAUUUGUCAAUUACAAGUGUCAAACAGAUCUUGACAAGUAAUUUUCACCAGGGAUGCAUUGGUUGAUCUCCAGUGGUCUAAGCUGUGGGACAGCAAAGUAGUUCUGUGAGCCAUGUUAGAUAAUCGGUGCUAUUUAGAGGGUGAAUGUUAUUGCCCUGACUUAGGGGCAAUUGUAUCUCUUCCUCUUUAUGGCAUUUACCAGACUUUGAGCAAUGACAGCAUGGUACAUGAAUAUAGCAUAGGUUUGAGGAUCACAUGCGUUGGUGGCGGGUGGGGGGGAGGAACUUUGUGCGCAUGCGGUUUUAAAUCGCGGCUCAAUGGAGCGCACGACUGUGGGAUGUUGCGAACGUAGCGUAAUCUUGUAAUGGUGCAUGAGCGCAUGCAAUGUGGUCAGAUGUAGUUUUCUCGAAUGGAUCAUUGGGACAAAAAAGAUUGGAAUUGUACCAUAAAGUCGACUUAUAAAUGGAAACAUUUUCAUAAUUCUGCUGCUAAACUCUAUAACCAAAGAAAUGUAAUGUAUGUGCAGUUGUAUUUUUGAUGGCCAUUUCGCUAUUACAAUAUUUCUUUGGAUUAGAAGAUCAGGCCACCACUGCUUUGCUGCUGUGCCAAUGUACCAACUCAGAAUAAUGCACAAUAAAAUAUAUCUUAAGAGUUUAAGUUGAUCACUACCACAGCUAGCAUGGGGCAAUGGAACAUGUGGGUCAAAUAUAGUGCAGUCCAAAGUUCCGUAUCUCAGUAAUUUAACUAUCUGCAGAAACAUUACACUGGCCUCGGAAACUCAACAAAAAAAUCCGAAAACUGUUCAUGUUAUACAUUGAUUUGAAAUGUAGAAAACUUGACCUUUACCGUAUCUCAGUGUAAUGUUUAACCGUUUAACAUUGCGACGUGUUUCAAAUGAGAAUGAAUUCAUUUGCUCAUGCGUAUGUUGUGGUUGAAGCGUGGCUUAUAAUUUAAGACCAAUCUGCUACAAAUGUUCGAUGGCAUUCAGUUGUUCCACUGUAGAAAAUGUGUUUAUAUAUGAGAUUGUGCCACACUUAUGUACCAUGCAAACAAUUUAAGUAGUGCAUAAAAAGUAAAGUUACGUCUUUUCCCCACUGGAAAACAUUAUUUAAUCAAGGUUAAAAUAUAAUAUUCUUUGGCUCUUUCGGUAAAGCCACUUAUAUAGAAAAAUUAUAAAAAAAUAUAUCACGUUUCGAUCGCAACACAAGCAAUCGUCUUCAGGUGAAGACGAUUGCUUGUGGCUUUAUCGAAAGACACAUAGAAUGUAUUCCUGCAGUCACGAAAGCUUUAAGUCGAGAUUUAAAAUAUAAUUUUAAUUAGAUUACUAUGACCUUUUUAUUAAAGGCAUACGAUAUGAUAUAUCGCGUAAUAAGGGCAUUGUGUGGAAUUUAAUAAGCUUCCCACGAAGCAAACCAGUUAAGUGUCACUUUGGAGUUGAAUGUUUAAUUUCUCAUUUGAUUGCUGCCCAACAAUUGCUCAACUUUCAGUUAAUUCCCUGGGGUGGUGGGGUUGAGCUGACUGCACGUGUCACUGCCAGGCGUAUGCCUCUCGUUUUCAAUGUUGCUCUAUUCACACGCGUUUAAAGACGUUCCUGUUAAGUUUAACCUAUUUUCACGUUCAUUUCAAUAAGUUACCUCCUUGGUUUCGAUUUCACUUUAACGUAUGAACACGUAAAUGCGUGCACUAUAAUAUUAAAUGUCAUUAAUAAAUACGUAUAACACAC